Rhinichthys klamathensis goyatoka is the source of this 908-nucleotide messenger RNA. Its product is annotated as transcriptional regulatory protein AlgP-like. Gene Ontology annotation, molecular function: peptidase inhibitor activity. The record is from RefSeq and is a predicted model, not a curated record. NCBI's taxonomy places the organism in Eukaryota, Metazoa, Chordata, Actinopteri, Cypriniformes, Leuciscidae. Gene Ontology annotation, cellular component: extracellular region. The transcript is spliced from 4 exons. Bases 195 to 908 code for a protein of 237 amino acids.
GCAGGUGAGUUUCAUCAGGGUUGCAGUUACCCAGACUUCCUUGGAUCUAUAAAUCUUUAGACAGCAAUUUAUCUUAAGGGAUUCAGCAGCACAUCUUUUCAGUGUAGUUUUGUGUGCCUCACUGUCCCCCCUGGCUGACUAAUUCAGUGCAUCUUCUAGCAGAGUUGAUUGUUGUGAGAUCACAGGUUGAGAGGAUGACAUCUCGAGUGUACUGCUCGUUGAGUGUUGUUUUAUUGUGUCUGUCUGCAUGUUUGAGCACAAACCAUGCUGGAGUCGUAGCAAAGCCGGGACAGUGUCCAAGCACAAAAUCUGGUGGAGUAAAUUGUGCUGAGUUGUGUUCCUAUGACCGUGAUUGUCCCAACAAUGAGAAAUGUUGCAGCAAUGGAUGUGGACGUCAGUGUAUUGAUCCAUAUACAGUGAAGUCGGCAGCUGAACCGGCAAAGCCUGCAGUUUGUGCUGAAAACUGUCAAAAAACUCACCCUGAUGCCCAAUGUUCUGGCCCUAAGGGGGGUCCUCCAGAGCCUGUAGUGAUGGCUGCGUCCGAACCAGCAAAGCCUGCAGUGAAGCCUGUGGCUGAACCAGCAAAGCCUGCAGUGUGUUCUGAAAACUGUCAAAAAGCUCACCCCGAUGCCCAAUGUUUUGGCUCUAAGGGGGGUCCUCCAGAGCCUGUAGUGAUGGCUGCGUCCGAACCAGCAAAGCCUCCAGUGAAGCCUGCAGUAUGUGCUGAAAACUGUCAAAAAACUCACCCUAAUGCCCAAUGUUCUGGCCCCAAGAGGGGCCCUCCAGAGCCUGUAGUGAUGCCUGCGGCCGAACCAGCAAAGCCUCCAGUGAAGCCUGUGGCCGAACCAGCAAAGCCUCCAGUGAAGCCUGUGGCCGAACCAGUGAAGCCUGCAGAUAAACCACCUUAA